Acaulospora morrowiae is the source of this 322-nucleotide messenger RNA. NCBI's taxonomy places the organism in Eukaryota, Fungi, Glomeromycota, Glomeromycetes, Diversisporales, Acaulosporaceae. The record is from the annotation of a GenBank genome assembly.
AGAAUUACGUAAAAGGCAGCGUGAGCAGAAACACCUGGAAAUUGAAAUGGAGCUUGAAAAACAAGCAGAAGAGAGACGCAAAGAACGAAGUGCAACAUUGAAAAAAAUUGAAGAGGGCGAGGAAAGAGAAGAAGCGCAAUUACAUGAAUGGGCAAAAAAGAUUAAGCAGUUACAGGAAGAGGGUGAUAAAGAAAGAUUGAAAUUCGAAAGAGAGCUGGAAGAGGAAAUCAUAAAGACCAGAAAAGCGAGAGAAGAAAGGCGCCGUAGUAGUUCUGUAUUGGUGGCGUCUGGCGACCCGUUGAAAUCACCGAGAAGAGGUUCG